Scatophagus argus is the source of this 1316-nucleotide messenger RNA. RefSeq lists its product as uncharacterized. Bases 138 to 1280 code for a protein of 380 amino acids. The transcript has 4 exons. The record is from RefSeq and is a predicted model, not a curated record. NCBI's taxonomy places the organism in Eukaryota, Metazoa, Chordata, Actinopteri, Scatophagidae.
UAAGCAGUGAUUGUGUGCAGACUCCAAUAAAUGCUACCUCUGUGCUGCAUGCACAUGCAGAGCAAGUAGCUUAAAGGCAGUUGGGUUACUGUUCUUUUGACGGGGGGCCCCCUGCAUCCUGUCUUUGGUACACAGAAAUGGCUUGUGGAGUUCAUUUGGGGAUCAUACUGAUUUGCUUAGUUCAAGCAGAGCAUGUGCACAGUUUAUGGGCCACACAAGCUCAGAGCUCCUGGAGACAAAAUGGCAACAAAAAUGUUGGUUUAUCACAACACAAUAGUGGACCAGGAAGAUUUGGUGGCAGCUAUUCCCAGAAUCAGCUCAGACAGGCCUCAGCCCAGAGCAGUAGCUUUAACACAGAGACUGCACUUAGCAGUACUUAUAGAAAAGGAUAUUCCAGUAGUGGCUAUGCACAAACUCUUUCACAGCCAGCUCAGAGAGGCCCGUCUACAGUUCAAUUCAAACUGGUGCAGAGCAGCUUGCUGUCAAAACCUAACUGGCAAGUGACUAAGUCGCAUCAGGUAAAUGCACAAAAGGUGCCAAAAAAGCGGCCCCAUGGCCUUAAGGCUGAUAUUGCCACUGGAACUUCUCUUGCUUCUAAAAUUCCAGCCUAUGGCCAAACGAGUUUUUCUCCUCGGUCUUCCAAGCUGUUUAGUGCAGGUGCUCCUGUACUGCAGAAAAACUCAGUUCGGAGGCAGACGUCAGCCAGUGCCCCAGCUAGAAGAGUGUCCUCGCAUCGGACCUCUAAACCCUCUCAUUUCUCAUCUUCUCGGAAUGAGAGAAACAGAAAUCACCCCAGCAAAGUAGAGACUGGGAAAACGUACAAAAGCAAACUCUUUCCCAAGAAUGGAGGGAAUCCCCAAGGAAGCUGUGAGCCUCCAUCCAUAUGCAGCAAGGCCACAAACUAUGCAAGUUAUAGCCCGUCCCUUCCAGUGUCAAACAAACAACGACCCAAAUCCACAGGUCAGAGAUUGGGUUACAAACCAAGAGACACCACCACUAAUCCAAUCUCCGACAGGAACCGACAAGGAAAGUCUCAGAUUUUUGCCCCAACCAGAACGCACAACGUCCCUCAACGCUUCGGUGGCUAUGCUAUCAGACGGCUCAAAAAGCGCACUGACCAGAAGACCGUGAGUGUCAGGAAGCCACAGCAGACCUACACGGCUCUUUCAUGGCGGAGUGAGCCUUCCAAGUCCCAUGUGCAGAGUGCUCAUAAGGAGAGCAAAUGGCAGAGGAUUAGGCCAUCUGGGAUGCAAGCAGGUGCAGCAGGUUUCCUUGGAUGAAGAAUUAGUGUUUUGAAAUAAACAAAUUCAUUUAAA